This is a messenger RNA of Loxodonta africana (African savanna elephant), 5628 nucleotides long. RefSeq names its product MLLT3 super elongation complex subunit (gene MLLT3). The record is from RefSeq and is a predicted model, not a curated record. Gene Ontology annotation, cellular component: transcription elongation factor complex. Gene Ontology annotation, molecular function: chromatin binding. Lineage: Eukaryota; Metazoa; Chordata; Mammalia; Proboscidea; Elephantidae. The transcript is spliced from 11 exons. The coding region runs from base 224 to 1930 and encodes 568 amino acids. Gene Ontology annotation, biological process: positive regulation of DNA-templated transcription.
GGCCCUGGAGCUGCUGCUGCUGCUGCUGCUUUUGCUUUUGGGGCUGAGUUUAAUAAGCGAGCGAGCAAGCGAGCACGGGGGGAAAAAGGCAGAGAAUGUCCGCCAUCUACCCUCCGCUCCUGGGCGCGCUCUCAUUCAUAGCAGCCUCUUCAUGAAUUACAGCUGAGAGGGGCGGGGGAGGGGGGACCACACAGCACCCCAGCAAACCUCCGGGCCCCCAGGCAUGGCUAGCUCGUGUGCCGUGCAGGUGAAGCUGGAGCUGGGGCACCGCGCCCAGGUGAGGAAGAAACCCACGGUGGAGGGCUUCACCCACGAUUGGAUGGUCUUCGUUCGCGGACCGGAGCACAGUAACAUACAGCACUUUGUGGAGAAAGUCGUCUUCCACUUGCACGAAAGCUUUCCUAGGCCAAAAAGAGUGUGCAAAGAUCCACCUUACAAAGUAGAAGAAUCUGGGUAUGCUGGUUUCAUUUUGCCAAUUGAGGUUUAUUUUAAAAACAAGGAAGAACCUAAGAAAGUCCGAUUUGAUUAUGACUUAUUCCUGCAUCUUGAAGGCCAUCCACCAGUGAAUCACCUCCGCUGUGAAAAGCUAACUUUCAACAACCCCACAGAGGAAUUUAGAAGAAAGUUGCUGAAGGCAGGAGGGGACCCUAACAGGAGUGUUCACACCAGCAGCAGCAGCAGCAGCAGCUGUAGCAGCAGCAGCAGCAGCAGCAGUAGCAGCAGCAGCAGCAGCAGCAGCAGCAGCAGCAGCAGCAGCAGCAGUAGUAGCAGCAGCAGCAGCAGCAGUAGUACCAGUUUUUCAAAGCCUCACAAAUUAAUGAAGGAGCACAAGGAAAAACCUUCUAAAGACUCCAGAGAACAUAAAAGUGCCUUCAAAGAACCUUCCAGGGAUCACAACAAAUCUUCCAAAGAAUCCUCUAAGAAACCCAAAGAAAAUAAACCACUGAAAGAAGAAAAAAUAGUUCCUAAGAUGGCCUUCAAGGAACCUAAACCCAUGUCAAAAGAGCCAAAACCAGACAGUAACUUACUCACCAUCACCAGUGGACAGCAAGAUAAGAAGGCUCCUGGGAAAAGGCCUCCCGUUUCAGAUUCUGAAGAACUCUCAGCCAAAAAAAGGAAAAAGAGUAGCUCAGAGGCUUUAUUUAAAAGUUUUUCUAGUGCACCGCCACUGAUACUCACUUGUUCUGCUGACAAAAAACAGAUAAAAGAUAAAUCUCAUGUCAAGAUGGGAAAGGUCAAAAUUGAAAGUGAGACAUCAGAGAAGAAGAAAUCCACCUUACCGCCCUUUGAUGACAUCGUGGAUCCCAAUGAUUCAGACGUGGAGGAGAACAUGUCCUCUAAAUCUGAUUCCGAACAGCCCAGUCCUGCCAGUUCCAGUUCCAGCUCCAGCUCCAGCUUCACACCAUCCCAGACCAGGCAACAAGGUCCUUUAAGGUCUAUAAUGAAAGAUCUGCAUUCCGAUGACAACGAGGAGGAGUCCGAUGAGGCAGAGGAUAAUGACAACGACUCUGAAAUGGAGAGACCUGUAAAUAGAGGGGGCAGUCGAAGUCGCAGAGUUAGCUUAAGUGACGGCAGUGAUAGUGAAAGCAGUUCUGCUUCUUCACCUCUACAUCAUGAACCUCCACCGCCGUUAUUAAAAACCAACAAUAACCAGAUUCUUGAAGUGAAAAGUCCAAUAAAGCAAAGCAAAUCAGAUAAGCAAAUAAAGAAUGGUGAAUGUGACAAGGCAUACCUAGAUGAACUGGUAGAGCUUCACAGAAGGUUAAUGACGCUGAGGGAAAGACAUAUUCUGCAACAGAUUGUGAACCUUAUAGAAGAAACUGGACACUUUCAUAUCACAAACACAACCUUUGAUUUUGACCUUUGCUCGCUGGACAAAACCACAGUCCGUAAACUACAGAGUUACCUGGAAACAUCUGGAACAUCCUGAGGAUACAACUGGAUGCAUCAAAAACUAUUGGGAUUUUUUUUUUUUUUUUUGGUUGUGAGUUUUUUUGUUUGUUUGUUUGUUUAUAUGAAAACACUCAGAAUGAUGCAACCAAAAGGGAAAAAAUAAAAAUCAAACAACCUUCAGCUUUAUUUUUCUUUAAAGCCAGUCAUCAUCUCUUGAUAAAGGAGAGGUUAAGCAAACCAGCCUCAGCGGACCACUCUUCUCUCCAAGGAAAUCCUCGGGAAGAGUUAGCCUGGAUAGCCUUGAAAACAAACCUAUCAAACACAAAACAAGAAAACUUAAAGAAUGUGUAUGGUAUCAUGUCUCUCUCUGUGGUGGUUCAUUCCACAAGACGAAUGCAUAUUCAACACACUGCCUUAUUACAUAACUGAUCUAUUUAUUAUCACAUACAGAUAUUCUAAAGUUGUUGAGGGAAUGACACCGCCAGAUGUUAUAAGUACUUGGUCCCGUGGAUGCUCUUUCAAUGCAACGCCCUUGCCAUCCCAAGCCCAGUGACCUUACUCGUAUUCCGUGCCACUUUCCACCAACUUUUCAAGUCCUUUAACUUGUUGCAGUCUGUAUUUUCCAACUUUGUUUUUCCCAGUUCCAGGACACAAAUUAUAAACUGGAGGGGGUGGGGGGACCAAAUAGCCACCCUGAUUUUCUUCUUCGUGGUCUUUUUCCUGAAAGUUGGGGCCAGUCCUUGGCUAUAUCCAUGUAAUGAUCUUGGACCAUGGUAGAAAAUGCACCAAAUAGGAUCAUUAAUUGCUGUCUAGCCUUAGUCAAUAAACCUGUAGGACUUUUAAACAAAAGUGUACCUGUAAGCUUCCUGAAUCCAGCACCCUUGAGCUGUCAUCAUCAUUCUUGUGUCUGUUUACUGUUACAAUAUUAGAUUAAGUGUGGAAGUAAAGGCAUUCCACAGGAUCAUCAUUUAAAAAAAGGAAUACUGGUCCUGUUUUCUAAAGAAAUGUAGAAAUUCUUAAUUUGGAUUUAUUUAUUAGUAAGAGUUUCAGCUUUCUUCAGCUGCCAGUGUGUUGUUCAUCUUUACCAUAAAACCUGGAAUAAGAGAUUUUUAUUUGUUCACAUAUGAUCCUCUUAGACUUUUUAUAUUUGAAAAAAGUAAAAUUUUUGAGGGAAAAUUCUUGGUUAUACUACCAUAACAGAUUAUGUAUUAACUUGUAGAUUCAGUGGUUCGAUACCUGUUUAGUCACUUGCUUAUGUUUCCAGAAGGAUUUCUUGUAUUGAUGAAAAUAAAGAUGGUUGGGGGGAGGGGUGUAUUUUUGUUCUUGAUGUACCCUUGUUUUGAAAUGAGAAAUCUGUCCUGUGGCAUGCGAAAGAAAGCAAAAAUUAUUUUUAAAAAGAAAGAAAAAAAAGGUACUUUUCUUGUCAUUAUUCCAUCCUCUCCAUGAAUGGAGAAAUACAAAAUGAGAAUAGCUCAUCUUGCAAGUUUUUACUAGGCACUCCACCGGGAACAAAAGAAAAUGAAGACCAACUUCUGGAUCCAGAGAUUGGUUCACUGGAUCAGCCUUAAGAAAGUCUCUGUGUGUGCUGAUAGUCCAGUAUCUCCCUUGCUUAUCCCCACGCCAGAUGCUGUCUUUUCAUCCAGAGAUUAACUAGUGUCUGUACAGAAAAUGGUCAUUCCAGAGCCAUUCUUUUGGGCAGUAAUGUAAAUGCCGACUGAUAAUGGGAGUAACUCUGCAUUUUAAAAAGGAGGGUUUUAUGCUGUUUAUUUCUAUCCAAAGAAACAUUUUUUUUCCUUUAAAAGUUAUAAUACAGCCGUGUUGCUUGUCAGUUUCUUCUCUGUAGCGUCUUCCCAGAAGACAAAUAUGUAUUUUUUCAGCAAUGUUCUGACUCUUGAUGAUGGCCGGCAUGAACCGUGCAGUGAAGUGUUUGUUGUGUAGUCCGUUUCUCAGUGUGUAAUUUCAGAGAACCUUUGAGUCAUUUUGGACAUUUUGUGACUCCUGAAUUGUGUGGCUUUAGUUGUGCUUUGUUUUCAAUUUUACAGGUGGGAGAGGCGGACAAUGUUUAUAUGGAAGUGUUCAAAAAAUUGAAAAGCUAUCUUUAAAAAUUUCUGGCUACUAAUCCACAUAUUCUAAUUAAACCAGAAAGUUAUGUGGUUUAACCAAAAUUUCUAUGUAGUUUAACUCGAAAUGUGUAUGUGUAGUUUGGGCCGUUUUUAUUUUUGUAACUAAAUUGUGUAGCAGAAUCUAUGAUUUGGCAAUAUAAAGGUUUUUUUUUUUUUUCUUAAGUUGCUAACCAAGAAACUAGGUAACAUAAGAAAUGACCAGACGAAAAAGAUAAUAAGAAAGGCAGCUAUUACAGUGAUGAAAUUUAGAUAAUAAGGCAGAUGUCUUGAAAAUAUCAAAAUAAAUGUUUGUAAAUUUUAUACCAAAAUUGAAGAAAAUUUACCAGUCUACCUGAGUUUUCCAUGAGAUUCUGAUAAAGUAAGGGUCAUGCUGUUGAUAUUUUGAAGUUUUACUGUUACUCUCUGUCUUAGUCAUCUAGUGUUGCUGUAACAAAUACCACAAGUGGAUGGCUUUAACAAAGAAAAAUUUAUUCUCUCACUGUCAAGUAGGCUACAAGUCCAAAUUCAGGGCGUCGGCUCCCGGGGAAGGCUUUCUCUCUCUAUUGGCUCUGGAGGAAGUUCCUUGUCCUCAGUCUUCCCCUGGCUGUGAGGAGCUUCUCAGGCUCAGGUACCCCAGGUUCAAAGGACAUGCUCUGCUCCUGGUGCUGUUUCUUGGUGUUAUGAGGACCCCAGGUCUCUGCUAGCUUCCCUUUCUUUUUAUCUUUUGAGAGAUAAAAGGUGGUGCAGGCCACAUCCCAGGGAAAUUUCCUUUAUGUUGGAUCAGGGAGGUGACCUGGGCGAGGGUGGUAUUACAAUCCCACCCUAAUCCAUUUAAACAUGAGCAGAGGUCAUGAUUUAUAACACAUGGGAAAAUCACAAAAUGGAGGACAACCACACGGCCUAACCAAGUUGACACAUAUUUUGGGGGGACACAAUUCAAUCCAUUAUAUUCUCAUUAUCUAAUUUUUGAAUGAAGAAAUAAAUCCAUUUUCAAUUGAUUCCAUGUAGUUAUACCCCUAUUAAAGUAACCCAUUUAGUUUUGCCACAUUUCUAUAAACUCACCUCUGAAACCUGCUAAAAUAAGUUUUUAGCACAUGUAUCCUAACUGUGGCUUUGGUGUUUUAAGCACAAGGGGAAAAUGGCAGGGCUUAAUUUCUUUGGUGUGUGUAUAGACACACACACACACAUAUGUUUCAAAGAAAACCGAGUGUGAAUAUGGUUUGAAUCAGCCAGAGUAUAGUAAAUUUUCUUUAAAUCUUUCCUUAGUGAUUUGCAGAGAAAAAUGAAGUUUGUACAAAGCUUUUUUUUCCCUUAUAAACUAGCUUUUGCCUCUGGAUUUGCAGCAGAAUGUGUAUGGGGAGGGUCCUUUUAUCUUAGGGUAUAGCAGUCAUGUUAGCAACAAAAAUGUUUGAGUCAUUUGAUAUCUUCAUCACAAUCCAUGUCGCUGAUGUCUUCAUGUAGACAAAUAGGUACAUUCAUAUGUGGUUGCGGGAAACCCUGGUGGUGUAGUAGUUAAGAGCUACAGCUGCUAACCAAAAGGUUGGCAGUUCGAAUCCACUAGGCGCUCCUUGAAAACUCUAUGGGGCAGUUCUACUCUGUCCUAUAGGGUUGCUAAGAGUCAGAAUCCACUCGA